AUGCCUGUUUACGACAUACCUAGAACGGAUAUUUUUUUCGAAAUAAUAGAACCUAAAGAAUUAGCAUACACUUAUAAAAUUCAUCCAGCUCAAGAUUUUGGUACAACAUUUAACGAAACGUUUUCUGUUAAAAACGUACCUCUCGUACCUACUGAUCCGCCACACGCAUGUGAUAAAAUAUUAAAUUCUGCCAAAUUGUAUAAAAAUGUCGCUUUAGUCGAAAGAGGAGAGUGUAGUUUUUUAUCGAAAAGUAUUAAUGUUGAAAAAGCAGGUGCGCUUGCAAUUAUUGUAUCAGAUCAUGAUAAAGAUAAUGAUGAAUUAUACAUUGAAAUGAUUGAUGAUAAUACAUUGAGACCUGUUAACAUACCUGCCGGAUUUCUAUUAGGAAAAAAUGGGCACAUAAUAAAAUCAACAUUAAAGAGAUUAAAUCUCAAUCAUGCAUUAAUUAAUUUACCAGUUAACGUUAGUCAUCUCCCAUUAAAUAAAUUUAAUCAACCUCCAUGGGUCGGAUGGUAA
Pediculus humanus corporis (human body louse) is the source of this 516-nucleotide messenger RNA. RefSeq lists its product as uncharacterized. The coding region runs from base 1 to 516 and encodes 171 amino acids. The transcript has 3 exons. Lineage: Eukaryota; Metazoa; Arthropoda; Insecta; Psocodea; Pediculidae. The record is from RefSeq and is a predicted model, not a curated record.